Molecule: messenger RNA, 845 nt
Organism: Babjeviella inositovora NRRL Y-12698
Lineage: Eukaryota; Fungi; Ascomycota; Pichiomycetes; Serinales
Exons: 1
Coding region: 201-356 (51 amino acids)
Source: RefSeq, a predicted model, not a curated record
CAGGAAACUGUUUCUUCACCGCUUUGCUAGUUGCCGGCCUCCAAAGCGACAACAAUAAAUUUUAUUCUCGAAUCGCCCUUGGUGAAACUACCUUCAACUAUCCUAAGAACAAUAAUCUGAGCUUUCACCUCUUUCCUUGGUUUGGCUAGUUAGGGAAUGACCCAGAAAAAGGUCUUGCUCUUUGGACCAAUAGAAAUACUAUGGUCAACACCACCUCCGCGUUAUCCGUAUACAAAAUUAUUCUUGGUAAGGUACAGUUCAGACUAUCGGCUCCCCAGGGCAAGAAAGUUUACCCACUUGCCAACUUGAUUUCAAACAUUUAUCAAGUUUUCUGGGACAGUGCAUACCAGCCCUAAGUAUUCUACGAUAUCAAUAAGACAAGCGCCGAAAACACCCCAGAAGACAGUGAGUGCGUCUCCAUUUUUGGGACAUGACUAAACACUUACAGCUUUGAGUGGACUAAGGAGUAUUUCAGCUGGAUUAUCAACGGAAAGGAGGUAAUGAAGUUGCCUUAUGAAGCCCAAAACUUUUAAUAAAUCCUAAUGCAGAUUGUUGCGGUGAUAGUCAAUUUUGAAUCAGAAGAUUUGGACCCAACCUUGUACCUCAGGAACUUGAUCAUUGUCAGCUACCCGACUGGCGACACGUAUACGCUCGAUACCAACGCUACAGACUAGAAUAAGGUACAGGUAUCUGAUGGCGAAGUUUACGAGAGAAAGGAAGAAGCCGACACUGAGUUUAUCUAUUACCGGAGCCAGGUCAUAGCAGAUGCUUCGAAUGUCACCCUGUAGUCGCUGUAAGCAUCUGUAUCCGAUAAUGCCUUAGUUAUUGGUUCCACUACUUCUGGC